Molecule: messenger RNA, 2965 nt
Organism: Syngnathus acus (greater pipefish)
Lineage: Eukaryota; Metazoa; Chordata; Actinopteri; Syngnathiformes; Syngnathidae
Gene: spi1b
Product: Spi-1 proto-oncogene b
Exons: 5
Coding region: 1476-2270 (264 amino acids)
Biological process (GO): regulation of transcription by RNA polymerase II; cell differentiation
Cellular component (GO): nucleus
Molecular function (GO): DNA-binding transcription factor activity, RNA polymerase II-specific; sequence-specific DNA binding
Source: RefSeq, a predicted model, not a curated record
UAGUAUAAAAUAUUACAUUCAGCAUUUUGCUUUGUCACAAUGCGUACUUAAUAAAUUUGAUUUCCACAAACUAGAUGACAUUCUUUAGAGACUGCACCAAUGAUGAGCAUUUCUUUUUAGCACAAAUUAAUAUCGCACCGACAUCCUUGUGUAAUGUAAGGGACAUUAAAUGAGAAAACCCAGCAACCAUACAAGCACAUUUGUUGGAGCACAAUAAUAUCACAGACAACAAGCAGGACAAAAACUAUACAAAACAGACAAUGAAAAACAAAUAUUGAGCUUAUUAAAAUAGAGUCCAGGUCAGCAGACCUCCAUUCAUUGCUUGAGGGAAUAAAUGGAAGGUCUAAUUGUUGAUGGCUGAGAAAGUGGUUAUCAGUCUUUUGGUGUGACAUCCUCACAAGUCAAAUUAUGCAUGUUUCUUUGUGAAAAGGAGGUAGCGAGCAGGGGCUAUAUCCUCCUUUGGCAUUUUUUUUUUAAACCCCUGUAUCUCCUUUGUGAUAAUCAGAACCUCCAAAACUGAUACUGUUGCUUCAUCUUAUCUUCCAGUCACGUGCGGGUAUGUGUGUGAUCCUAUGGGUGUAAUUCUAAUUAGCAAGACAUCGUAUAGGGAGGAAAAUUAAGGUCAAAGAAAGGCAAUAAAGUUUAAGUGUGGAAUAAGAUGUAGCAGUUGUUGCUUUCUUUUUUAUGUUUGCUCAAUUUUUUUAUCAAUUUGCGAAAACUGGAAAAGUCGUCUGAUAGAGAUUUUCACAACAUUGGCCAGUCUUACACAAGGCACACUCUCAGUCAGACAUUUUGCGCUAUUGUUUGCUAUGUUGCUACACAAAUCAGACUUGGAUGCAAUGACAUUGUCAACCUAGUCCAAACGCAUUCAAUAAAUCUCAUUUUCAACGCAGGUGCCAUUUGAUAAAUGACCAAAACAAUAUGGAUGAUACAGCAGGUACACUUUUACACCAAUAAUAUUCAACAUGGCAAAGAGCAAAGCUAUUUCAUUUCCAAAUUAACAAAACUACACUUUUGACUUGACAUUUGACUUCAAUCAUUGGAGCGGCGAAGUGGCCCAUGAAUGGGCGAUGCUUUUAGUCGACACGGUCACUGAUGAUUGGCCACCAAGGGAGGCGACAAUAUCGUGCUGUUGAUAAAUGUGAAGUUUUGCGGGCUACCCUGAAGCAGUAGACACACUCUGUUGCUCCCACCCACACCAAUUUACAGAAGUUAAAAGUUCCUUUUUCACAGGCAAACAGUGAGCCUAUGCUUAUUUUCUAUUUGUAUUUGAUCCCACUGAUGGUCUCUUGGACUGAUUCAGCUCAGUAGCGUUAACUAUAAAAUAAGAGCAACAGAGGGACAUGUUUUGGUUAUCGUUAAAUGAGAGGAAAUUUUGAAACAUUGUGCAAUGGUGCUGCAAAGGUUUUGAAAGGUUGUGAGAGCUUUUAGUCCGCAAGGUGUCUUUGAGCCCACUCGUUGGAGAAGAAGCCCCCAUGUUGCAUCCCUACAGAAUGGAGAGUUAUCUCAUUGCACCUUCCUCUGAAGAAACGUAUGAUCCAGAGAUCUACAGACAUCAAAUUCCAGAUUAUUAUAGUCCAUAUGUUCUGGAUACAGAGAUGCAGGCAGAGCACUGGGAUUUUGUCUCUCAUACUCACGUAUACCCAAUUGAGUUUGAAAAUCUUCAAGAGACAAACUUCACAGAGUUGCAAAGUGUACAGUCUCUGCACCCGCCCGGUCUGAUCCGACACGAGGUCAUGCGCUAUGAUCCAGAAAAUCUACUGGAUCCAAACCUUGGGGCACAUUCUCACAUGUUGCAGCAACCAGUAACGUUCUUCCCACGGACUGCGUAUCCUACACAUGUGUCACAACACAGCACUGAUGAUGAAGAGCAUGGACGCCAAAGUCCCCCCCUGGAGGUGUCUGAUGAGGAGUGUCUUCGAGAACAAGUCCCUUACGUCAUGCCGGGAGAGAUGGGCAACAAAAAGAAGAUUCGGUUGUAUCAGUUCCUGUUGGACCUUUUAAGGAACGGCGAUAUGAAGGACAGUAUCUGGUGGGUGGACAGAGACAAAGGAAUGUUCCAAUUUUCGUCCAAACACAAGGAGGCUCUCGCACAUCGCUGGGGAAUCCAAAAGGGAAACCGCAAAAAAAUGACCUAUCAAAAGAUGGCGCGUGCUUUGCGCAACUAUGGCAAAACUGGGGAGGUAAAAAAGAUCAAGAAGAAACUGACAUACCAGUUCAGUGAUGAGGUCCUCGGGAAGACUCAUUUGGAGAGAAAGCCAUACAUGUAGGCAGAAGACUGAUGCAACAGCAGUGUUCACUUUUAAUAGUUGAUCUCUGAUGUAACUCGCACAUUAGCAUUCCUUGUAAAGAGUAUUAAAAGCAUCACACCCUUAAAACUGCUGGUUUAAACAAUGGACCGACCAAGGAAGUUGGAUCAAUUUGACCCAAGCCAAAAAAAAAUUGUUGUGACCCAGAAAGGUGGGUUGUUUUUUAACCCAGUAUUUUUAAGGGUGCAUGAAAGCUGUCCAGACGAACUUUAAUAGAUUUCACUGUUAUUUUGCAGCACAUUUAUUUCUCACAGCAUUGAAAUGCAAUGAAAAUAUUAGCCAAUGUCGGCCAUCCAUUUACAUUGCUUUUGCUAUUCACGCUCUAAAAACUACUGGGUCAAAAUAAGGUUGGGUCAAAUCCCUUUAUUUCUAUAAGUUGGGUCAAAUUGGCCAAACUUCAUGGGUCGAUCCACUUUUUAACCCAGCAAUUUUUAGGGUGCAUGGACAUGCAUGGGAAAGCUGAAGCUGGUAAAGUAUGUGUACAGCAAAGUUUCCGUGUGGAAACAAGGCCAUGCCUUUCUAUGUAACCUGUUAUUUAAAGACUAUAGAUUACAGGCUUGAUUUACCGAUAAGUUUGUUCAAAGUAAAAUUUUUGUACAAUAUUAUGAAACUGUAGAAUCACUGAAAAUGCAAUAAAAAUUUAUUCAGUUAUGAGA